Fraxinus pennsylvanica is the source of this 771-nucleotide messenger RNA. The record is from the annotation of a GenBank genome assembly. NCBI's taxonomy places the organism in Eukaryota, Viridiplantae, Streptophyta, Magnoliopsida, Lamiales, Oleaceae.
AUGGCUGAAAAACUAGAUAAAUUGUUCAUCAAGGAACAAGCAUCAGAGGAACCCAAGGCACUUCCAGCUGGUCCAUUUGCGGGUGGAAAUCCUAUACCUGAACCAGAGGAAGGCACCACAGAAGGCUUUGGUGUCGUCGUUGGAAAACCACCAGACUCAGAAGGUGAGGGGGCCGGUGCAAAUAAUGAAUCUGGAACUACUGUAGGUGGAGCAAUAAGUAGUACUCUUAUCACAGAAGCAGAUUCCCACAAUACUGGUGCAAGGCUAGAGAGAUCAGUCCUCCGGGAGAAUAAAGUUGCUAAUUAUCAGAAUGAGAUUCUAACCUUGAUUCUUUUUGAGGAUACAGAUGCUGCUCUCAGUGAAGAUCAUGGUUUUAUAUCUACAAUACAACAACUUGCAGAGACUGCCAAACAACCCAUGAUCUUAACAAGCAAUAGUAACAAUCCUGUCGUUCCUAAGAGUUUGGACAGGUUAGAGUUAAAUUUUGCUGUACCAUCACUGAAGGAGCUAUUUGGACUUGUCCGAGUGAAUGAUUCAUUAAUUACUGUCAAGGAGACAUUCGCAAAACCAUCAUGCAUCUCCAGCUUUGGUGCCAAGGCCAAUCUCCUAUGGAAGUGGACGGAGGCAUUGAGUGGAUGGUUGCCUCCAUCCACAGAAAUUCCUUCGUCCACUUGGAUGGAGGCAUUACUUGCCUCCAUCCAUUUGGAUGGAGAAGUGGAUGGACCUUGCCUCCAUCCACUUGGAUGGAGGUAUUUGGAUGAAGGCAAAUGA